This is a messenger RNA of Populus euphratica (Euphrates poplar), 1059 nucleotides long. Its product is annotated as chromosome-associated kinesin. The coding region runs from base 85 to 795 and encodes 236 amino acids. Lineage: Eukaryota; Viridiplantae; Streptophyta; Magnoliopsida; Malpighiales; Salicaceae. The transcript has 8 exons. The record is from RefSeq and is a predicted model, not a curated record.
AGGAUCGACUGAGAGAGAGUGAGGGGGAGAGAGAGAGAGCGCAGGCAGACAGCUUAAGGUUUGAUCGAAAGAGAAAGAAGAGGGAUGGGUGAGGAAGGAGAUAAUAGUAAUAAUAGUAGGAGUAGUAGUAGCAGCUGGGAAGUAAUGGAGGAUCUGCAGCGAACUGUCAAGGAAUCUAAGGAUUCUGCCAUUCGCUCUGCUGUUUCCUUCCAACAAUCCUCUUCUUCCCAUCUUCGCUCCUUUCAGGACCAUGUACCGGAGGCCAUUUCAAAGUUCAACUCUUAUGAAAAUACUUUCUUCUCCAAAGUUAAAGAGGAGUUGCUCACUGCCAAAGACCACCCAGCUGCUGCCAUUGGACUUACUCUCACUGCCGGACUCUUCCUCAUGCGAGGGCCAAGAAGGUUUUUGUUUCGGAAUACAUUGGGUCGGUUUCAAAGUGAGGAGGCACAAUUUCUAAGAGCAGAGAAGAAUGUAAAAGAAUACAGCUUUUCUGUUGAUUUAAUGAAGAAGGAAAGCAGAAAACUGCUUGAAAGGGCGUCUCUUGCUGAAAAAGAAAUGAAAAAUGGCCACACUGAGCUCCUGGAUGCUGGGAUUCAAAUUCAGCGUCUUUCUAAAUCAGUUUACAAGGUUGAAACCAAAACUGCAGAUUUGAUGGAUGGACUACGAGAAAUUCCUGGCAGGGACGCUUUGAAACUUCGAGCUGAGGUUGCUUCUAUGACCUCCCUUUUGAAGCAGCAAAGGGCUGUACUUGACAAGCGGAUCAUGAAGAUUUCAGAACUAGGAAUUCCUGUUUGAUAGAUUAGAAUGAUGCUGAGGUUGAAAAUUCUCGACUCCUGGAUUUUGCUUAUUUCCCUCUUUUCCUUAUGCUCCUGAUGUUCUCAAAUUUUAUAAUACAACAUAAUGUGUUUGAGAUGUAAUGUGUUUGUGAUGUAGAAGAGAAGGUGGGCUUUCUAUUCCAGCAUUCAAACCCCCUUACUCCUGCUCACAACUUGAACAUCCACAAAUCCAACUUAUGGUUUUUUAUCGUCCUGCAAUGUCAAAUACCAAACAUUUGUUUUA